AUGAAGUCUCUUCAGCAAUUGACCCGCCGGAAGGCGUUGAGCGGUCUUAACACCCUUCGCCUGUCCUCACAGACCUUCGCAUCCAGCCGAUCAUGGCAGAGGAACUUUGGCGUGACUGCGUCAGCCGCUUCCCAGCUUGCUGCUCUGGACGCCUCAAAGCUGUCUAUUACCAAGACGACAACCCCUAAGGAGCUUACUCCUCCCAAGGAUUUGGUGUUCGGAAAGACCUUCACCGAUCAUAUGCUCACCGUCGAGUGGACCGCUACUGACGGCUGGCACUCACCUCGCAUUGUGCCCUACCAGAACCUCAGCCUCGAUCCAGCCACUUGUGUCUUCCACUACGCUUUCGAGUGCUUCGAGGGAAUGAAGGCAUACAAGGAUAAAAACGGAGGAACCCGGCUGUUCCGCCCGAACAAGAACAUGGAGCGCCUGAACAAGUCUUCUGCGCGCAUUGCUCUCCCGACUUUCGACGGUGACGCUUUGACCAAGCUCAUUGGGGAGUUUGUGAAGCUUGACGACCGAUUCAUUCCGGACGCCCGCGGUUACUCUUUGUACCUACGCCCCACCAUGAUUGGGACUCAGAAGACCCUGGGUGUCGGCCCGCCAGGAUCCGCCCUUCUGUUCGUCAUCGCUAGCCCUGUGGGGCCUUACUACCCUACCGGCUUCAAGGCUAUCUCUCUAGAGGCCACAGACUACGCUGUCCGUGCUUGGCCCGGCGGUGUUGGUGACAAGAAGCUCGGGGCCAACUACGCACCUUGCAUCCUGCCCCAGCUCGAGGCCGCAUCCCGUGGCUUCCAGCAGAACCUGUGGCUGUUCGGUGAGGAGGAAUAUGUGACCGAGGUUGGCACCAUGAACCUGUUCAUCGCCCUGAAGAACAAGGAGACUGGCAAGAAUGAGCUUAUCACUGCUCCUCUUGACGGCACCAUCCUCGAGGGUGUCACCCGAGACUCUGUGCUCACUCUUGCCCGGGAACGACUCGUGCCCAAGGGCUGGGAGAUCUCGGAGCGCAAGAUCCGUAUGUCCGAUGUUGCCCAGGCUGCUGAGGAGGGCCGUCUGAUCGAGGUUUUCGGUGCUGGCACCGCAGCCAUCGUCAGCCCGGUGCGGAACAUCAGCUACCGUGGCAAGCUCGUGGACUGCGGUCUGAAGGAGCAUGAGGAAGCUGGCGAGAUUGCCUUGCAGAUGAAGAACUGGAUUGAGACUAUCCAGUACGGAGAUGAGCAGCACCCCUGGAGUUACGAGAUUUAA
Messenger RNA from Penicillium canariense, 1245 nucleotides. RefSeq names its product branched-chain amino acid aminotransferase, cytosolic. The coding region runs from base 1 to 1245 and encodes 414 amino acids. NCBI's taxonomy places the organism in Eukaryota, Fungi, Ascomycota, Eurotiomycetes, Eurotiales, Aspergillaceae. The transcript has 4 exons. Gene Ontology annotation, biological process: L-valine biosynthetic process; L-leucine biosynthetic process. Gene Ontology annotation, cellular component: mitochondrion. Gene Ontology annotation, molecular function: branched-chain-amino-acid:2-oxoglutarate transaminase activity. The record is from RefSeq and is a predicted model, not a curated record.